Phodopus roborovskii (desert hamster) is the source of this 5207-nucleotide messenger RNA. RefSeq names its product epithelial cell transforming 2 like (gene Ect2l). The record is from RefSeq and is a predicted model, not a curated record. Gene Ontology annotation, molecular function: guanyl-nucleotide exchange factor activity; protein binding. The coding region runs from base 155 to 3031 and encodes 958 amino acids. The transcript has 21 exons. NCBI's taxonomy places the organism in Eukaryota, Metazoa, Chordata, Mammalia, Rodentia, Cricetidae.
AUUGUAAAUUUAUGUAUGGUUUACCUAUAUAUUAGUGGAUAUAGUGAUUCUAUAAUUCCUACAGAGAAAACAAUGCUGUGGUUGUUUCUAAGCUUUCUUAACUUGUUAAAGUGAACCAAUAGUUCUUCGGAGUGGAAGAAAGUAAUUUGCUGAGAUGUCAUUCGGGAGUUUUCCUCAGAAAAGCCCGGAGGUGGAGAGCUUCCAUACCAGGUUCAGCACCUGGACUCCCUUUAACAACCAGCCCUUGAACAGACAGCUCUUUCAAGACAGAGUUACUCUCAUAUGUCACUGGUUUGACCUCUGGACCAACAAGCAACGGCAGGAAUUCUUAUUCACAAUUCUUUCACAAUGCUCUAAAUCGCAGCUAAGGUUCAUCCAAGACUGGGUUUCAGAAAGGAAGCAGGUGGCCAGAGUGGAUUUCUCAACAGUGUUACCUCGCUCCAUUUCUCUUUAUAUCUUUUCCUUCCUGAAUCCGAAAGACCUGUGUGCAGCUGCUCAAGUCAGCUGGCCCUGGAAGUUUCUAACGGAGCAGGACUGCUUAUGGAUGCCCAAAUGCAUUAAGUUUGGGUGGUUUCUGCCCUAUACUCCAACACAGAAUGAAUACGGAGCCUGGAAGCGCCACUACAUUGCUUGUGUGUCCAGCUUGGAUUGGCUAACGCCCAGGGAAGCUGCUGCUGUUUAUGGAACACUGAAUGAACCCAAAACAGAGGAUGAGGAGUUCAAGGAGAGGGAAAGAGAAAAGUGCCUGAGAAAAGUAAUUUGGGAGAAAAUAGCAUUCCAUAAGAAGGCGUUAUUCAAAGCUAGACCCCCUUGGCUGAGUGGCAUGGGCUGCACCAGGUUUUUAAAGUCCACGAAUCUACCCAGUGGUCCUCGGAUGUGGAAAGAUGGAACAGGAUUCUAUGAAGCUUUGGAGAAACAGCUGGUUCUGGCAUCUUUAGAUGCUUUGCCCAAGCGAAGCAAUUUCUCUGGAAGUCACUCCUACCCUUUACUGUUAAAGAAAAUUCCUCAUGGGGUUGGCAGAACUGACGACAGCUCUUCCUGUGCUUUGCAACCACAUGUCAUCCUGAUCUCAUCCCAGAUUCCCGCAUAUGAGAUGGUGGUGGAGAGUGUUAAGGUGGGUGUCGUGGCCAUGCCAUAUGAACACAGCGGUGUGACCUUGGAGGGCCUGCUGCAUCUCAUUGACCGAGCUCUUCAAGGACAGAAGGCAUUGAGACUGGGAAUAUUUAGCACUGGAAACAGCAGAGAAAUUGACUUACUCCAAGGCUGUAAGAUUUGUAUUAAAAAUUUACUGUGUCCUGAAGUGAGAGACUUCUGGGAGAAAUUGGGAAGCUGUGUGGCCACUGAAGAAGAAGGGGGACGUGUAGACAUCUUUGUGCCACUUGGAGCAUCAGAAGCAGGCACAGAAGUUCUUUCUCAGCUGUCUCAACUAACUGGCACAUUCUUUUCUGCCCCCGCCGGAAUCGUGACUGGUUCAUACCAACACAUUCUUAGUGACUGGCUGGUGCCACAGCAGGAUAGACCGCCUCCUUCUGACUACUUCAGUGAGUCCAAGCUGCAGGUGUGGACCAGCAUCAUGGACUCCCUGGAAGACACCCUGAAAUUGGUGAGGAAGGAGUUAAAUCCACUCUUCAAGAACUUGCAGAAGAGCAUCAGUGGCCGGAUCAUAGGGCAAUUUAUGUUUGACACUCUGAGUAUGGCCAGCAUUCUAAAUAACCAAGAUACUGCACAGGCCCUGGCGGAUGGACUGAUGGAGUUGUCAAGAGAAGGGUCUGACAAACCUCUGGAAUUUUUGUCACAAUUUCUGCUGAAGAAAUCUAGGAAAAAGAAAGAGGAAUUUGAAGAAAAGGAUAUUCUGAUAGAAUGUGACGUAAAAGUAACAUCAGAUCCACUCAUGAAGCAAAGAAGUGCCAUAGAAGGCAAUUGUCAGGAUGAAAAGUCUAGUCCACACCAAAGGGACCUGAACAUGGAAGUGCUGGUUAAGCUGGAGAGAAAGCUCCAGAUGGACUCAGUAGAGAAACGAACCCGAGUUGUGAGGGAGCUUUUACAGAGUGAGAGACAGUAUGUGCAGAUGUUGGGAAUCGUGAAGGAUGUGUACGCCAGGCCCCUGAGGGCAGCGCUCUCCUCAAACAGAGCCAUUCUGAGUGCCUCCAAUAUACACAUCAUUUUCUCUGAUACUCAACGAAUCUUAAAUCUCAACAGAGAAUUUCUAAAUAACCUAAAAGACAGACUCCAGGAAUGGAGCCCAGCCCAGUGUGUUGGAGAAAUAUUCAUAAAGUUUGGAAGGGAGCUGAAUUCAUAUACCAAUUUCUUUAACAACUAUCCAGUUGUUCUGAAAACCAUCGAGAAGUGCAGAGAAAUGACACCAGCAUUCAGAGCUUUCUUGAAGAGGCAUGAUAACACCCCUGUUACCAAAAUGCUGAGCCUGCCAGAACUGCUUCUGUACCCAUCCCGGAGAUUUGAAGAAUAUGUUCACCUUCUCUAUGCUCUGAGACUCCAUACUCCCGCAGAACACAUAGACCGUGGGGACCUGACCACUGCAAUUGAUCAAAUAAAAAGAUAUAAAGGCUACAUAGAUCAGAUAAAGGAAAACAUCAAAAUGAGAGAGCAGCUAUCUGAUGUACAGACAAUCAUCUCAGGAUGCCCUACUCUAUCAGAAGUAAACAGAUACCUGCUUGGGAUCCACGAUGUAGUUCAGCUUCAUUGCUGUGAUGAGACAAUGGACUUCUCUUUAAGGCUCUACGAACAGACCCGAGACCUCAGCCUUUUCCUCUUCAAUGAUGUACUGCUUGUUACCAGUCGGGGCACAUCUCAUACUCCAUUUGAAAGGACUUCUAAAACAACCUACCAGUUCAUUGCUUCCGUGGCCCUUCCCAGCAUGCUCAUAGAAGACAUUCCAGACUCCAAAUAUGUCAAGAAUGCAUUCAUUCUUCAAGGUCCAAAACGUGAAUGGAUUUGUGCUACAGAGGUGGCAGAUGAUAAAUUCCUUUGGUUGUCUGUACUCCAAACUGCAAUCAGAAGCAGUAUGAAGUAAGACUAGACUCAAAAAAAAAGACAAGAGGGUCCUUGGAAAGUCAUAUAACACCUUCAGCUCACCUAGUAAACAGCACAUAGGUACCAGUCGUGGAUAGUGAGGAGGCGGAAGAGCUAGGACUGCCUGUGAGGUUCCUUCCAACUUUAAAAAUGUAUGAUUAAGCUAUUAAGAAUGCAUAAGAACAAGUCUAAAAUUUUGAACCAUAUCUUUUGGUAGGUACUGCUCAGGGCAUUAAUUAAAACAAUCUGACAUGAUGAGUAAUGAGAAAAACCAUGUAGGAUUUUAAAAAUGAGUAAUGAAAAAUCAGAAUGAAUGUUUAUUUCAUGAGCAUUCUAAAACAAUACUUGAAUUUGUUUGUGACUCACCACUCAAUAUCAACUUUUUCAUGAUGCAAUUAAUGAGUUUAAGGGUAUGCCUGAGAACUAUGAAUGGCAGCUUUCUUGAGCAAGUGUCAAAUAAAUUGAAUGUGCCCCUUCUAAAAGCAUUAGAAUAUGCCAUGUCUAAGAACUAAAACAUUUGGUGGGUUUUGUUUCUUUGUUUUCUAUAAUUCUUUUUGCUUUCAGACAAAAUUCCUAGAUCUUCCAAAUAACCUUAAUUUUUUUAAAACCAUAACAUUAGAAAUUCAUUGGUGGGAGAAUCCAAUUUUUAAAUAACAAAAAUUAAUGAAUGGGACUGGAGAUACAGCUCAUUAGUUAAGAGCACUGGCUCUUUUUACAGAAGACUCAGAUCCAAUUCCUGGAACCCAUAGCAGAUUGUAAUCUAUAACUCCAGUUCUAGGGAAAUUUAUACUCUCUUUGGCCUCCAUGGGUGCUAAGUAUCCCAUAGCAGAUUGUAAUCUAUAACUCCAGUUCUAGGGAAACUUAUACUCUCUUUGGCCUCCAUGGGUGCUAAGUAUGGAUGCAGUACACAGAGAUAUAUGCAGGCAAAACACACAUACCCAUACAAAUUAAAAUAAUCUGUAAAAAUUAAUGGAAAUUGUUGCACUUCAGACUCAGGGCCCAGAGACUCCUGAACUGGAACGGGCCUGAAUGACUCCUCCCUAAGGACUAGCCUUUGAGGUACCCAGAAAGUGACAUGUAAGCGUCCAAAGGAGGAAAGCAACCAACAGACCUACCUAGCUAUGAUGUCUAUGAAAUACAAUGACCAGCAUGGGAUGAUAACCCUAUGAGUGCAACUGUGGCACGCAUACCUGGUGGUACCAACAACUCUCUAAUUGGACAUAAGACCAUCUCAACAGGAAGGAAAUCAUGCCUGGUACUGGAAACCUAAGCCAACUACUCAGGGCUAGUGAAGUCAUGGAUCUUGGAGGAGAAUCUAUAACCAGCAUAAUCUCUAACUACGUUCUAAAUAUUUGUCCUUCUAGCCACCAAUAAGUGUGGUCCUCAUCCCUCAAUAAGGAAAUCUUUCUUUGUAACAAACAGAAUCACUGCAGAAAACUACAACCAAUCAAAUAGCAGAUUUUAGAACCCAGUCCCAAAGGAUUCAUCUACAAAACAAUCAGAACCUAAGGCUCAGGAAACACUGUAGAAGGCAGGGGUUAUACAAGCCAGAGGAUCAGGGGCUUUUCUGUGUCUCCUAGUAAUGCCAGAAGCUACAUCCAUAAAGAGUCACCAACAUGACUACUUAAACAUGAGCUGAAAAAAAGGUGGCUAUAACAGAAAUGCCAAUGUGGGUGGGCGAAAGGUCGCCAGGCAGGCAGGCCUCUCUCUAGCCUACACAGAACUACAGACAACCUUGGGGUGCUCAGAGUGGGAGAAACAGUCUUCCCCAGGGAAGACAAUAACAACUGGAUAUCCAAUACCAACUGGUCAGCCCUGAAAACAUGCAUACAAAUAACAUUCACAGAUCAAGCACACUGUACUUAGGAAUAUGACUGUAUAAAGAGGUCAUGAAUAUGAAAGAGUGUAAGGAGGGGCUUAUGGGAGAGUUUGGAAGGAGAAACUAAAAUUAGCAGCCAGUCAUAGUGGCACAUGCCUUGAACCCCAACACUUCAGAGGCAGGAAGAUCUCUGAGUUUGAGGCCAGCUGGUUACAUAAAGUUCCAGGGUAGCGAGGGAUACAGCAACCUGGUCUUAAAAUAAAUAAGCAACAAACAAAAAAUAGAAAUUAACAACAACAACAAAAAGUACCUAUAAUGAAAUUGAGCUGAAUAAAAAUGGAUUCUUUUUGCAAAGUUA